AUGUUUCAAUAACGAUUUGAUUAUAUCAGGUUGCCUUAGUAAAUUGCCAAUGAUAUAGUACUACCUCGUAAAAAAUACCUUUCUAUUCUGUUUAGCAACUAGUAUAAAGGCUGGGACUGGUUAAAAUGCAAUUAGAAAGAUCUUCAAAAUCUAAGAUUAUGAUUAGUUCGAAAGGAUGCAAAUAAGUUCAUUGGCCUAGGCUCUUCAAAGGAGUGAAUUAUAUGAUCCCAACAUUCAUUAUGAUAGUUUAUUAUUAAGAUAUCUUUAUGCUAAUAAAUUUGAUAUCCAAUCCUCUUUAGAUGUAAUUUAUUUAUAUAAAGGUAGUAAUUGGCAUAAACAAGCAACAUAUUGUUUUAACCUGGUUAUCUAGAUUUAAGUAACGAAGUCGAAGCCUUAUAUGUAUUAUGAUAAAUAACCAUUCUAGUAUAAAGGAGCUAUAUAUAUAGAGGGUAGGACAAGAAAUCAUAUUCCUUGCAUUGUAAUUUCAACAAAAUUAGUAGAUGAUUUAGCUUUAUUCGAAAGAGCAGCUGUCAUCCUGUGUGCAAUAGUAGAAGACUAUAUGUUCUACCCAGGUAAGGUGGAGAACUGGAUUGCUGUGAUUUAAACUAAAGAUCAGAGUGCAUAUAAGAUGCCAUUAGAUAAGAUAUUUUAGAUAAUCAAAGUGCUACAGACAUGUUUCCCUAAUACAUGCGAAAGUAUCUAUAUCUUAAAUACCACAUUGUCAAUUAAUUUACUAUGGUCCUAAAUAGAAGGUAAAAUAAGAUCUUAAAUUAGAAUACAUCGAUCCAGUUACAUUAAAUAAGAUUAGAUUUUUGAAGGACAAAGAAUUAGGAAUCCUUUCUAAUUAAUUUGAUCCCAACCAUUUGGAAUAAUCUUUGGGUGGCUAGAAAGUACUCUAAUCAUAUUGGCCACCUGAUCCAAAUGACUACUUUUACGAUUUGCCUUAAUAAUAACAAUAACCAAUAUAUGAAGAAGAGCCUUAAGUAUUUUUCUCAUAACCAACUAACAAUUUAUAAUAUCUUAAUUAAGCUCCUCCUUUAGAAAAAGAAAUUCAAGCCCCACCUCCUCCUAUAAAUAAUCAAGUCUCACAGCCUAAUAUUAUAUAAUAACCAAUUAUUGCCCAAUAACCAUAAUAAUCCUAAUAACCUUAAUAACCAUAAUAACCACCUCCAACAGAGAAGAAAAAAAAGUGCAUUUGUGUUAAGUGUUCUAGAGAUCUUGAAGAAGUUGCAUCUCAACCUCGUCAACCCAAAUAAUAAGAAGCUUAAAAUGGUGGAAAAACAUAACCAUCUUAAUAAAAAAUAUAAGUGCGUGAGACUCAAGGAUAAAAAUAACUGGAUGAUACUUAUAUCCCUUAUGAGAGAAAAUAUGACAGUGUUCUUAAUGAUUCAUAUUUAACUAACCCUUAGAAUGAAUAAAUAUUGCAAGAAACCAGUUAGAAUAAUAAGCCACAAUUCGGGGGUAAUUCAUUUAAUGCCAAUUAAAAUUAAUAAUAACAAUAACCAAAUUAAAAAUCAAUUAAACCAUCAUUUAACAAUCCAUUAUAUGGGUCUGAUUCAAUGAAGGGAUCUUAAUAAUUAGAAUAUAACCAGCGACCAUCCAAGUAAGAUAAAGUAAAUUAGGAAAUAUAAGCUAAUAUAGAUGAUCUCAUCUUGAAUGAUAAGCCUGAUUAUGAACCAAAAUACGUCAGUAAACACAGCAGACAAUAUUAAACUUCUCAAUCUAGUCGGUUUAGCAAUCAUGGUCCUAAUCUCUAUAACAAUAGUUACCAUCCUUAGAACCCAUCUUUAUACUCACAAGUACCAGCCACAUAAUAUAACCCCUCUUCAUAAUAUAUACCAACCAUCCCUUUUCAACCCUAGAGUUAAUCGUAAAUUGCAAAGCCAAUUUAAAAUGAUGGGGUUUAAUAGUAACCUGUGCAAGUACAGGAGUACGAUUACAACAACUCUAAUAAUAACCAAUCCUAUUAUGCUCCUCAGAUUUCAAGUGAUCCCAAAAAGAAAUAUGAUUUUAGUUAAUGGGAUAAAUACAAUGAUAAUAGUGAUCCAUUUCCAGUCUAAUCAUAUGUAUCUCCCUCGAAUGAAUACCUUAAUCCUUAUUUAUCAUCAGCUCCAUACAAAAAUAAUAUUGGGAGUUUAGAAGAUUAUAACUAUUUGUAUGAUAACACAGGUGAUUAUAAACCUGGAGAGUUCCGACCCUCCACUUACAAUUUCACUCCAUAUGAUUUCAAAUAAAGUGAUCAAUAAUACUAGCCUAGAGUUGAAAGUACUACAAAAUCAAAUGGGUAAUAGUAUUCUAAUAAUAAAUAGAGCACCUUAGCUGUAUCAAUAAAGACCUGGACAGCAAGCCUGUGAGAUCUUUUGA
Messenger RNA from Paramecium octaurelia, 2364 nucleotides. The record is from the annotation of a GenBank genome assembly. NCBI's taxonomy places the organism in Eukaryota, Ciliophora, Oligohymenophorea, Peniculida, Parameciidae.